This is a messenger RNA of Laetiporus sulphureus 93-53, 2039 nucleotides long. RefSeq lists its product as uncharacterized. Lineage: Eukaryota; Fungi; Basidiomycota; Agaricomycetes; Polyporales; Laetiporaceae. The record is from RefSeq and is a predicted model, not a curated record. Gene Ontology annotation, biological process: protein N-linked glycosylation. Gene Ontology annotation, molecular function: alpha-(1->6)-fucosyltransferase activity. Bases 75 to 1856 code for a protein of 593 amino acids. The transcript has 8 exons.
CUUGUUCGAACGCGUCCAUUUACGUCUCUCUGCCUCGCUAUUCGCGUGCGCCACGGCGAGCUCGACGUUGUACCAUGCCUCAGCCAGCACGACCGUUGGCGAACCUCUUUGUGUCCUCGUCAGACUACCUGAACCAUCCUGGCCAAGUUCUAACUCCCAGAACACCACAUACGCGUUCUGGACGAGCAGAAGAAGGCCGCAACGAGGGCGAGCGUUAUGAAAUGGUUCAAGACGAAGAAGAAGAUGAUCCAUUCUUUUCAACUCCUGGUCGCUCGCCGCCCCGGGGAUACCGGAGUCGAGGGGAUGAUCAUGACAUCAUGAAAAAUCGAGCAGCAAGGGUUACGGAGAAGAAGUUCGUGCAGCGCUACAUGUUUCUCGCCGCCUUCAUCAUGGUCAGCUGCAUUUUGGGGGUGAUCUACAUGACCUGGGACCGGGCUGAAGAGGUAAGCCACACCGCGGACCGCUCAACAUCGCAUCAAGUCUCGUCCGUUCCUUCCGCUGGUCCGAAUGUACCCAGCAGUCGCAUAAUUUCUUAUGAGAACUACACGGACUUCCCGCUCACGAGUGCGGAUUACCGCCAUGAGUGCUACAAGCUGUCGAACUUCAUAGAAAGGAAAAAGUACUGGGCUCAGCCGCGGAACGGCCCAAUCGACGUCGCGCACAAGGACGAGAAGCCUGGCGCUGGACGGUCGAAGAUAUGUUCACGCACUAUCACAUAUAUGCUGGAUGGACAUGUAGGUCUGUCGACAGAUCUAGCGCUGAUGGCUCAGGUAGCCGGGCUAGCUCGGGAGCGUGGUAGCACGUUAUUUGUUGACGACACCUACUGGAAUCGUGGGCUGUGGAUGGAUUACUUUGAAGACGUUCGUAUUACUCAACCGGGUCCGGAGCCAGGCUGCAUGCCACCUCCACCUGAAGAACUAGUCGCAUGCCCUCGUAGUGCCAGACACUGGGUCGUGAGCUCAAGAACAGCAGCAUUUCACUUUGGUGACAAGUUCGUGGAGACAUUCGAAGACAAAGCUGCCGAUGGUAUCAAUAGCCAAAGACCAAUCUUUAAUCGUGCAACGUAUUCGCUCACGCACACAAUUCGGCCAAACGCGCAUACAGCUGCGUUAAUUCGCGCAGCGCGCUUGGAGAUCGCCUCCGUUCUCUCGCUACCCUCUGGUGAUGAUCAUCAUGCGGGACAUAACCCUGAGCCUGAGCCCUACAUCGGCGUACACCUCCGGCGCGGCGAGCGAACGAUGCAAUCUGACAUGUACAACCAGCCGUACCUGCCUACAUCCAACUAUGCUCGAGCCGUACGCAACACUUGGACCCGACUUUACCCAGACUCGCCCUUGCCCUCGACAUCUGCAUCCCAACAUCCUGACAGCGAGCUGGGACCGCUGCACUUUCCCGCACCUCCGAUCACAUACAUCGCAACUGAUUCGCCGGAGGCACUACGCGAGUAUGUUACGGAGUUCCCGCCUGCAACGGCGGUAUUUGCGCUGGAUUUGAGCACAAAACCUGCACUACGUGCGAUUGCGCCAGAGAGGGAUUAUGUCCAGGAGCAAUUUGCGCAGGAGCCUGAUGAGCAGAGGGCGGCGAUGACAAGGGGCAUGCUGGUUGAUUUGGCACUCGUCAGCGGCUUGUGGGCAGUCGAAGGAGAGGUGGUCCCUGGUGCUGUGAUUUGUACAAUAAGUUCGAAUACAUGCAAGCUCUCCGCAUUUGGCCUUGGAUGGCAUCGCGCGUUCGGCUUGGAUGAUGGUGGUGACCAUUCCAACGGCAUCGUCAAUCAUGCAAGGCGACGGUGGGUUGAGAUUGAGUACGGACACGACUUCACGACUUCCCGGUGGAGAGCAUUCGAGAUACCUGCUUGACAUUUUGAACGGCGUACUGAUGGUAGAAGUCCCUUGGGACGGCGAAGGAGUGAUCUAGGGCACUGUGACGGGUGAAGGUUGUAUCACUGCUCCAGACUGUAGUAUUGCCUCUGCCUCAUUGACGUAUGCUUCUAUAUACCAAUAUCUAGAUCUUCUCAUGUUCGACUUGCAUUUUUUGGCGUG